Messenger RNA from Anopheles stephensi (Asian malaria mosquito), 1048 nucleotides. RefSeq names its product cuticle protein CP14.6-like. Gene Ontology annotation, molecular function: structural constituent of chitin-based larval cuticle. The coding region runs from base 15 to 566 and encodes 183 amino acids. The record is from RefSeq and is a predicted model, not a curated record. The transcript has 2 exons. Gene Ontology annotation, cellular component: chitin-based extracellular matrix. Lineage: Eukaryota; Metazoa; Arthropoda; Insecta; Diptera; Culicidae.
UGUGUGUAUAAAAGAUGCCGACAAGUGCACCAACCAGCACCAGUCACUGUCAGUUAGUUCGUUCGUUCAGUUUGGGUCCACCCAGUGUUUCUUGUUCUUACGUUUCCCAGUCGAAGAUGUGCAGCAAAGUGCUUAUCCUGGCCACCGUUGUGGUGUGCAGUGUUAUGGCCGCUCCCCAGAAGCGCCUUGGUGGCCCAGUACUCGGAACGGCCGAGUCGCAGGCCGUCAUCCUGGCCCAGGAACACAACCAUGACCCGAGCGGUGCGUACAACUAUCGCUACGAAACGAGCAACGGCAUUGCGGCACAGCAGACCAGCUACGACGGUGCGAAUGCGGCCGGCGAGUACUCGUACACCGGACCGGACGGUGUGCUGUACCGGGUCGCGUACAAUGCCGAUACGUACGGGUUCCAGCCGCAAGGUGCCCAUCUGCCGGUGGAACCACCGGUACCGGACCAUGUGCUGAAAUCGCUCGAGGAGAUCCGUGCCAAUCCGCCGCGUGAUCAGGAAUUUAAUCUUGCCGCGCUCGAUGCGCAGAUCGCACGGCUACGGGCAACGCUUGGUUAAGCGGUAUGGUGCAAGACGUGGUUGUGAUUAUGAUGUACUACCGGAUGAACGGGAGCUGGCAGUAGCAUUCCCGGGGUGGUUUUAUGUAACGAAUUGAGUAAGCAAAAAAUAAAUUCAAAAUGUUUCAAACGAUUUUUCCAAACAAGUUAGUUCUUAUUCAACACUAGCUAAAUGGAAAGAAAAUAUGACAUCAUUGAAUGAAAAUGAAAAAAACUGCAAAUUGAAUCCAGAAAAACAUUAAAAGUUUUGUAAACUGAAUCUACAAGACAAAACUUUGUUCCCAUACGCUCAUGUUUAUAAAAAAAUCAAUAUUAAAGAAAAGAACACUUAAAGGACUUAAAUUUAUGCAAAAAUAAAUUAAAUUAUUUUAAAUAAACGAUCAUCAUACAGAAAAGAAGAAACAAAAAUACAUAUAGAAAAACAGUAAUAUGAAAAAGAAACUAAAGGAUACAACUGCAAAAAAAACUUUAUUCGCAAAUUCA